Molecule: messenger RNA, 2615 nt
Organism: Etheostoma spectabile (orangethroat darter)
Lineage: Eukaryota; Metazoa; Chordata; Actinopteri; Perciformes; Percidae
Product: E3 ubiquitin-protein ligase RING2-like
Cellular component (GO): PcG protein complex; ubiquitin ligase complex
Molecular function (GO): chromatin binding; ubiquitin protein ligase activity
Source: RefSeq, a predicted model, not a curated record
UGGCAUAGUGCCUCAAUUUCCCAGACUGCAUUGCUUCUUGCACAUCCGCCAUAUUGCCUUCGCAUAAACGCGCUGACUGGAUCCGCUCGUAAGCUCGUACCCACAACUGAAAAUUGUUGCAGUGAUGACUCAGACAGUUCAGACCAACGGGGUUCAACCCCUCAGUAAGACCUGGGAACUGAGUCUGUAUGAGCUACAGAGAACUCCACAGGAGGCUAUAACAGAUGGACUGGAAAUAGCAGUGUCGCCCAGGUCCCUGCACAGUGAACUCAUGUGUCCUAUCUGCCUGGACAUGUUGAAGAACACAAUGACAACCAAAGAAUGUCUGCAUCGCUUCUGCGCUGAUUGUAUCAUCACAGCUUUAAGAUCCGGUAACAAAGAGUGUCCUACCUGUCGUAAGAAGCUGGUGUCCAAGAGGUCGUUGCGUCCAGACCCUAAUUUUGAUGCUCUGAUUAGCAAGAUUUACCCCAGCCGAGACGAGUACGAAGCCCACCAAGAGAGAGUGUUGGCUCGCAUUAGCAAACACAACAACCAGCAAGCCCUGUCCCACAGCAUAGAGGAGGGGCUGAUACAGGCCAUGACCAGACUGCAGCGCGGUAAGAGACACACGGUGGAGAAUGGUAGCGGAGCUGAGGACAAUGGAGACUCCUCCCACUGUAGCAACGCUUCGGUCCACAGCAACCAGGAGGCAGGUCCGAGCAUUAAGCGCACCAAGACGAGUGAUGACAGCGGUCUAGACAUGGAUAACGCUGCGGAGAACGGGGGCGCGGACUCUGUGAUCGAUGGUGGUGCCAGUGAAAUUGAACUGGUGUUUAGGCCACAUCCCACCCUGAUGGAGAAGGAUGACGGUCACAACAGUGUGGAGUUUGUCCCUCGUUACAUUAAGACGUCCGGUAACGCUACAGUAGAUCACCUGUCUAAAUACCUGGCUGUCAGGCUGGCUCUGGAGGAGCUGAGAAGAAACACGGAGGCCAGUCCUGUUAAUGUGGAGGCAGCUUCAGAGAAACAGUACACCAUUUACAUCCCUACUGCUGGAAACCAGUUCACUGUGCUGAAUGGUUCCUUCUCCCUGGAGCUGGUCAGCGAAAAGUACUGGAAGGUCAACAAACCCAUGGAGCUCUACUUUGCGCCUACUAAAGAGCACAAGUAGGCACACAUACAAACACACACACACACACACACACACACACACACACACACACACACACACACACACACACACACACACACACACACACACACACACACACACACACACCAGUAGGAAGCUAACCUAUGGACUGUGAUACACCUGCACACACAGAAACAAGAGAGAAGAAUGUGAGUGAAGGAGAUGAGAGGGGUUGUUGAAACCCUCAAAAGGACUCUUGUAAAAAGAAAAAAAACUCUGUUUUAUAUUCUGUUUCUUUUGCUGUGUCUCUUUCUAUAUUUCCCUCUGUAGAAGGUAGCAGAUCAGUACAACAGCCAGCUUGAUGAUAUUUGUAGAUUCUGUCCAGCUCUGAAAACCCAGGGUCCGUUGAGUCUAGGUCUUCAAUGUUUUCCAAGUAGGCUACAACCGUUGUGUUAUACUGUUAUUGGUCUUCAGCAAAGGCCCCUCUACCCUGAUGGGAUGUUGGUCUGUACCAGACAAUAGAGACUAUGACAGAAACGUGGGGACGUCUUUGGUUAUUAAUCCCCAACCCUGGUCCCUGUUCUCUCUGGGACAGGUCCACCAGUGGCUGAUUUGUAGCUUUGGAGACCAAGACCACCUGUGUCAGAUGUCUUACAGUAGCUGAAAUUUAGGACCGUAUUGACAAAAUGGGACUCCAGCUCGAAAAAGGGCAAAAUAUGAUGCCGAAUACGCAGGCCAAUGGCAACCGGCCAUACGCAUUUACCACGCGGUACACAGCCAUUCAACAUGAGUCUGACAUGUAUGGAAGCAAAGAAAAGCCACUAACAUUUGACUUUUAGAGUCAACUGAAGACCUGUUACUACUGAAUAAUCAUGUUAAAGGUAAAACAGUCAGUGAAUUUGUAACAUUUGAAAUAUUUUACUUUGAGAGCCACCUAUUUGAAAUAGUUGGGUAGUAGUCGGGUGACUCGACAGAUUGAUUAUCCUUUGGUAGCCUGGAUCUUUAAGUUAUUUGUUUUGAUGUGGAACUGUGUAUUCACUCAGACAGAAGGUUUUGAAAGUAAAAAAUGUAAAUGUUCAACAUGAAGUAAUCUGCAGUGAUUAAAUUUCAUAAUUAGGUUUCAGUUGAUUAUGAAAUUCAAAUGUUUAUGGCUUUCCUUUUGCUUUUAAACUGAUAUUGGACAGCAUAGACAUAUGAUUUCUAUGUUGGACAGUCAACCAAGAUUUCAUCAGACCAUCUGGCCCAGUGUGACAUGCUCUGUGGUGUACAGGGGCCUUUGAGAAACCACCUGUAAGACCACAUGUUGACUACUUCCAGGUGAAGUGGACAGUCUUGUCCAGCAUUGGGCAGUGCAAGCAUCCAGUAGCAUCUAUACACUGACCUGAAGCUACAAAGAUUGCCUUUUUUAUUAUUUGUUUUUGCCCGGUCAUUUUGUAUAUGUUCUCUAAACCUUUUUUUUUUGUUUUUUUAAUAUGUCUUUCAAAUAAAACUAGAGAACAGUGAA